AUGGCCGAACAAAAUAGUGGCCGUGAUCAGAAGAAGAGGUUUGCCAUUGUUGGCAUCUCUUCAAUCCUUCUUGUGGCUAUGGUGGCUGCGGUGGCGGUUGGUUUAACCCGCAGCGGCACCGGCAAAAGCAACGGGCAUGAUGAGGGUACUGGUCAUGUCUUUAGCUCUCAAAGGAACGUAGAAAUGCUUUGCCAAUCAACAGAAUACCCAGAAACCUGCCACAAAAGCCUUGAUAAAGCAUCAAACGAAACCACAGACAUAAAAGAGCUUAUCAAAAUCGCAUUCAAUGCAACAGCUGUGGAGCUUUUGAACCACAUAAACAACUCCACCCUUUAUCAUGAGUUGGCAAAGGACAACAUGACAAAACAAGCCAUGGAUAUUUGCAAGGAAGUGUUGGAUUAUGCUGUUGAUGACAUUCACAAGUCUAUUGAGACAAUGGACAAGUUUGACUUCAACAAGCUCAAUGAAUACGCUUAUGACCUUAAGGUUUGGAUCACAGGAACCCUCUCUCACCAACAAACUUGCUUAGAUGGCUUUGAGAACACAACAACACAAGCUGGUUUAACCAUGGCUAAGGUUCUGAACACCUCUUUGGAGCUAAGUAGCAAUGCUUUGGAUAUGAUCAAUGGUGUCUCUGGCAUUCUCAAGGAUCUCAACAUCAACACAAUUGGUAGCAGAAGACUUCUCUCUGAGGAUGGUUUCCCUUCAUGGGUGAGUGAAGGGCAAAGACGUCUUCUUCAGGUUGGUCCUGGAAGCAUUAAGCCUAAUGCUGUUGUUGCUAAAGAUGGGAGUGGCCAAUUCAAAACACUUGGUGAUGCUCUUAAGACUGUUCCUCCAAAAAAUGCAGUGCCUUUUGUGAUUUAUGUUAAGACUGGUGUAUACAAUGAGAUUGUAAAUGUGCCUAAGGAAAUGACCCAUGUCACCAUCAUCGGAGAUGGUCCCACAAAAACCAGAUUCAGUGGUAGCCUCAACUUCAAGGACGGUGUCCAAACUUACAACACUGCAACCUUUGGAGUUAACGGUGCUAACUUCAUGGCAAAGGAUGUUGGAUUCGAGAACACAGCAGGAGCAACGAAGCACCAAGCAGUGGCACUUAGAGUAACAGCAGACCAAGCAUUGUUCUACAAUUGCCAAAUGGAUGGUUUCCAAGACACCCUUUACACUCAAUCCCAACGCCAAUUCUACCGUGACUGCACCGUAAGUGGAACCAUUGAUUUCAUCUUCGGUGACGCCUUUGGAGUCUUCCAAAACUGCAAGCUAAUAGUGAGAAAACCCUUAGACUCACAACAAUGCAUGGUAACAGCAGGUGGCAGAACAAAACAAAAUAGCCUUAGUGCCCUUGUUUUCCAAAACUGUGUCUUCACAGGGGAACCAGCGGUUGCUGCCCUUAAACCCAAGAUAUCAUACCUUGGAAGACCAUGGAAACCUUAUUCUAAGGUUGUUAUCAUGGACUCACAAAUUGAUGAUAUCUUUGUCCCUGAAGGGUACAUGGCAUGGAUGGGAAGUGCUUACAAGGAAACAUGCACUUAUUAUGAGUACAACAAUAAGGGUCCUGGUGCUGACACGUCAUCAAGAGUCAAGUGGUUUGGUGUUAAGACUAUAACACCUACGGAAGCUGGUGAUUAUUACCCUGGAAAGUUCUUUGAACUUGUUAACGCUACUGAACGUGAUGGUUGGAUUGUUAACUCUGGGGUACCCUACAACCUUGGACCUAUGGCUAGUAAAAAUUCCUCACCCGUUGGUGGUUUUACAACGAGAGGACAAGGGAAGGCACGUGUCCUUAUCCAGCCUGAGCAUCCUGAACGUACUCGUGAAAUGUAA
This is a messenger RNA of Gastrolobium bilobum, 1821 nucleotides long. RefSeq names its product pectinesterase/pectinesterase inhibitor-like. Gene Ontology annotation, biological process: cell wall modification. The record is from RefSeq and is a predicted model, not a curated record. Gene Ontology annotation, molecular function: pectinesterase inhibitor activity; pectinesterase activity. The transcript has 2 exons. Bases 1 to 1821 code for a protein of 606 amino acids. Lineage: Eukaryota; Viridiplantae; Streptophyta; Magnoliopsida; Fabales; Fabaceae.